CUCUAUAAUGUAGUAUAUACCAUUGGAGAAGAAGCUUCUUUUGAUACUGAUCUUUUUCCUCGAUAUCAACUUUUUUCUCUUUAUUUCCGCAACAGCAAAGGCACAUCUCGAGGGAUUCUUUUUGUUCUCCUUGUAACCGUCAUAAUUGGUCCACCAUUUUCAUGAUCAAAGGCUUUUCUUGUGGCUUGAAACCGAGGCACUAUUUGCGGCAUUUUAUGCUCUAAGAUUUUUCAUUGAGAAGCUGCAAAAAGUUAUUCUAAUUCCAUCAUCAUCAUCAUCAUCAUCUCUUAUUAAUGGCAAACUAUACCAUUGAUACGAUAAUAGCUGAGGAGCCGACAGUUGAUAUCCAAGUGAAUCAAGAGACGAUCAAUACCCCCCUCUUGGAAAAUCCAAAGCAGAUUGAGCUUGAAGAAGAAGACAGACAUGACAAUGGGAAGGGCAAACAUGGAAAUAUGAUCACUCAAAAGAGCGAAGGGAAAGUUCUAUCGCGCUAUCUCAGGGCUUCGACUGGUUCGUGUCACGACAUGUGCAAGCACGGUCAGAAGCACAGUUUCAAUGAAGAAUCAAAGAUUCCACUAUCUACAAUAAUUAGAAAGAGAAUGGCUGAGAUUCGGGAAGAAAAGAAGAAAGCAGACAUAAUUAAAGAGCAGAAAAGGAUGUCCUUACCGAAUUUGGAAAACAAUAAAGGAAUUAUUACACAAUCGUCAAACGGGUUAGCUGGCAAUAGAAGAUACAGUGAAAUCGUUGCACCUAUAAAAACUGGAAUUCCUCGAGCAAGUAGUACCAUUUGCAGACCACCAACUGUUAGGAGGAAAAGCGAUAUCAAUUUGCAGAAGGAAAAGCCUGCUCCUCCUCUUCCACCCAUCUAUAGAAACUUACCGAAUCUGAAAAGGCAAUACAAUCCUAUAAAGGCUGGAAUCAAGAGACAGGAUGUGGAUAAUAGUAUUCCUGAAAUGGAAUCUAUUAUUGAUGAAGAAGUUCCUGAGAAGACAUUAUACGUCAUCGAGACAAAUCCAAAUGGUAACGAUCUAAACAACAUUUCUAUUGAAUCAACACCACCAAAUGAGGAGACUAUCGUAGAAUGUGGAGUUGAUACUCCUCUCAUUAUUCAUCAAUCCUUGUCUCCUUCCUCCAAGAGCAAAAUCUUGAAAAAUAAAAGAAUGGGGAAAAAGCCUGCUCCACUACCAUCACCACCACCACCACCAUUAUCAUUCUCUGCGUCAUCUGUUAUAUCCAUCAAGAGUGACAUUCCCAAACUGGGCACAUUGAGAACUCGAAAGUCGAAGGAUGUAGGAGUUACCACCGGAAGUAGGUCAGAGUCUCCCAAGAAACUCAACAUUAGGAGAGGAAAGACAGUUGAUCUUCCGUCUGAAAACACUAGCCCAUUUAGAACUCGAAAGCCAAAGGAAGGAGGAGUUAGCUCGGUAAAAAGAACAGACUCACCCAGGAAACUCAACUUGAGGAGAGGAAAAACAGUUGAUCUUCCCUCUGAAACAACUAGCCCAUUUAAAACAAGGAAGCCAAAGGAAGGAGGAGUUAGCUCGGCAAAAAGGUCAGAAUCACCCAGGAAACUCAACUUCAGGAGAGGAAAAAUAGUAGAUCUUCCGACUGAAAGCAAUAGCCCAAGAAGGCUGAAGUUUAAGCUAACAAGAGUGCCAUCGUCAGAGACCAGGCUUGGAAAGAAUGACGAGAAAAAACCCAUCUCACAGAAACCCGAAAGUGUGAAAACCAUGAAAUCCGUUGAAUCAAGCCAUCAUCAGAACACAUCAGGAGGAGGAAAGGUAAGAGCUCGGAUAUUUCAAAGUAGUGGUGCAACAGUUAAAGAUGAUAUAUCAAAGAAGGUGAAUUUCAGGAGAGGAAAGGUGAUUGAUUUAAAACCGAUAAGCACUACUCCAAAGAAACUAAACUUCAAGCUAGCAAGAGUUGGAGUUGAAAUCCAAAGUGGGAAAAUAAACAGUAUGAAAAGAAGUGGUUCGAGAAAAGAAGGUGUUGAGAAGACGAGUAAUGGCAGCAGCAGCAAUCCUGGAAAAGUUGUCCUUAGGCAUCGGGGAAUUGAAGAAGGAAGCAACAGGAGGGAAUCUCAAAGUUCGGUUAAUAACGUUAUUGAAGAAACAGCUAAUAAACUUGUGCAGACUAGAAAGAGCAAGGUUAAAGCUCUGGUGGGUGCUUUUGAAACCAUCAUCUCCUUAAAAGAUAAAUACUAACUCAAUCAUUGUUGAAUGUCCUCGGUUUGGCAAUAAACAGUUUGGUUUGAUUCACAAAGAUGAAAUUGAUGUUUUUUUUUACAAAGAGAAAUAAUUGGUGGGUUUUCUACAUGUAUAGAUAAAGUUCAUACUAUACUUGAAGUUUGUCUGUCUGGAGUUGAGAUUGGUUUGGUUUUUUUCAUCUGUACUUGCAUUAUCUUUAUUAUUCAAAUGUGAGUAUGAAUAAUUUGGUUGAUUUUA
Molecule: messenger RNA, 2444 nt
Organism: Impatiens glandulifera
Lineage: Eukaryota; Viridiplantae; Streptophyta; Magnoliopsida; Ericales; Balsaminaceae
Exons: 2
Coding region: 294-2204 (636 amino acids)
Molecular function (GO): calmodulin binding
Source: RefSeq, a predicted model, not a curated record